Molecule: messenger RNA, 600 nt
Organism: Didymodactylos carnosus
Lineage: Eukaryota; Metazoa; Rotifera; Eurotatoria; Philodinida; Philodinidae
Source: the annotation of a GenBank genome assembly
AUGGGAAAUCGUUCAUCUCAACGAAAAAUCGAAGAAGAUUUAGCAAUAAAUGAUUAUCGUUAUUUAAUGAAACAAACACAUUUAACACCGACUAUCAUUCAAUCAUGGUAUCGUGAAUUUUUAACAGUUUGUCCUAAUGGUCAACUCACAAAAUCGCAAUUCACUAAAUUUUAUAAACAAUUAGAAAAUAGUUCAACAAGAGAUGUUGAAAAAAUAGCUGAAAAUGUAUUUCGAGCAUUCGACAAAGAUGGUAAUAAUUUGAUUGAUUUUACAGAAUUUCUUAUUGCUUAUGCUCUAACUACUAUUGGUGAUCCGACAGAUAAACUAGAAUAUACAUUCUCGUUAUUUGACAAAGAUCAUUCAGAAACAAUUGAACCACAAGAAAUGAUAGAAAUGUUUCAAAUAUUAUUUAGUAUAACAGGAAAACAAAUGAUAUCACCAGAAAAUGUUACAAUAGAUAUCUUUAAAAUGUUCGAUAUUGAUCAUAAUAAAAAGUUAUCAAAAAGUGAAUUCAUUAAUGGAUGUUUGAAAAAUGAUCAAAUUCGUCUGGUAUUAUCACCAUUUGAACCAGUCUGGCCACUAAAGGAUCCAAAACCAUGA